This is a messenger RNA of Lolium perenne, 2169 nucleotides long. RefSeq names its product vacuolar-processing enzyme beta-isozyme 1. The record is from RefSeq and is a predicted model, not a curated record. Gene Ontology annotation, biological process: vacuolar protein processing. Gene Ontology annotation, molecular function: cysteine-type endopeptidase activity. NCBI's taxonomy places the organism in Eukaryota, Viridiplantae, Streptophyta, Magnoliopsida, Poales, Poaceae.
UAGUUUUGGAGCCAGACUCCAUUUUCUCCGCAGGAGUAGCGUCAGUCUCCUCCCGUUUCCUCUUCCGUCGCCGGGAGGCUGCGCAAACUACGGAGCCAUAUCGUCGGCCAAUUCAUGACGCCAACCGCCACCGCCGGCGCCGAGUGCGAUUUCGCCUGGCCACGGCCGAAAUCCGGUAGGAACCGCGGCGUUUUUUUAGCAAGUUCAGGCGUGUAUUCCUUCCCAAAUCCCAAACCAAGAUUGGAAUUUCAGCCACGCCACCCAAAUCCGAUAAACGGAGGCGCCGCCAACUGGCUCGUCGGCGUCACGACCCGACGCGCACCACGUCCACAGCCCCACCACCGGCGCGCCGCUGCGGCUAUAAAAUGCGGCUCCAGUCCCCCACCGGCACCAUCACACUUCGCCCUCUGCUUGCUCCCUCGAUCUCUCUAGCUAGGAGCCUAGCACAGGCACUUGUUCUCGAGGGUGGCGAUGGCUCACCGGUGGGUCUGUGGACUCCUCUCGCUCCUGGUGGUGGCCGCGGCCGCUGCGGAGGGGAGUGCGCAGCCGCUGAUUCGGCUGCCGACGCAGGAUGAGCAUGGAGCUGCUCCCGCCCCUGCCCCGUCGGCGGAGGAAGGGGUCACCAGGUGGGCUGUGCUCGUUGCGGGCUCCUCCGGCUAUGACAACUACCGUCACCAGGCCGAUGUGUGCCACGCCUACCAGAUUCUGAAGAAGGGAGGGCUGAAGGAGGAGAACAUCGUGGUGUUUAUGUACGACGACAUCGCCAAUAACCAUGAGAACCCAAGACGUGGAGUCAUCAUCAACCAUCCUAAAGGCAAAGAUGUUUACGCCGGUGUUCCCAAGGACUACACUGGUGACCAGGUCACUACUAACAAUUUCUUCGCGGUCCUCAUGGGCAACAAAACUGGGGUUACUGGAGGAAGUAGGAAAGUGAUAAACAGCAAACCGAAUGAUCACAUCUUCAUCUAUUACGCGGAUCAUGGGGGAGUUGGUUCUCUUGGUAUGCCCAACAAUCCAUUUCUUUAUGCUGGCGACUUCAUUAAGGUGUUACGAGAAAAGCAUGCUUCCAAGAGCUAUUCAAAAAUGAUAAUAUAUGUUGAAGCGUGUGAAAGCGGCAGUAUGUUUGAGGGUAUAAUGCCUCAAGAUCUCAAUAUUUAUGUUACAACAGCAGCAAAUGCAGUCGAAAGUAGCUGGGGAACAUACUGCCCUGGGAUGAAUCCACCACCUCCUCAGGAAUACCUUACCUGUUUAGGUGACGUCUACAGUGUAUCCUGGAUGGAAGACAGUGAAAUUCACAAUCUAAAGAAGGAAGCGAUCAAAGAUCAGUACGAGACGGUUAAAAAGAGAACCUCAAGCUCAAAUAAUAACUUAACUGGUUCUCAUGUCAUGGAGUAUGGUGACAAGACAUUCAAAGACGAGAAGCUUUUCCUUUAUCAAGGCUUUGAUCCUGCAAAUGUCAACAACACAAACAGGCUGCCUUUGCCCAGCCUCGAGGGUGCAAUCAAUCAAAGGGAUGCAGACAUUCUUUUCAUGUGGAAGAAGUAUGAGCAGCUAGACAGGGGAUCGGAAGAGAAGCUGCGGGUUCUGAAGAAGAUCAAAGAAACCGUGGCACACAGGAAGCACCUCGACAACAGUAUCGAUUUCAUUGGGAAGCUUGUGUUUGGAUUUGAAAAUGGGGCUUCAGUGCUUCAGGCUCCUCGAAGCUCCGGCCAACCAGUAGUCGACGACUGGGAUUGUUUGAAGAGGAUGGUGCGCGUUUUCGAGUCCCACUGCGGAUCACUUACCCAGUAUGGCAUGAAACACAUGAGGGCGUUCGCAAACCUCUGCAACAACGGCGUCUCCGAGGCCGAGAUGAAGGAAGCAAGCGUCAGCGCUUGCGACGGGUACAGCUCGGCGAAGUGGAACCCGCUGGUUCUAGGCCACAGCGCCUGAUCCGCUCGCUGCAGUACACGGGAGCAACAGCGAAUGCUCCAGAGGUUCCUAGACCUCCUAGGUGUACAUACAUACCAUUAGUCCAUUAUACCAUAUGAUUGAUACAAGAAACCACCCAACAGUGCGUCGAUCUCUUGUAUAUGUGUUGGGUUAAUCAGUAGUUCAUGGUCUUGCCUGUGUAAAUCAAGUUUGACUGCAAUCAAUUGAAAGGCGAUGAUCAUGGGAAAAGUCUAUGAA